AUGGCUUCUUUGUUGUCCUCAUAUGAUGAAGAAGAAUCAGCAGCAAGAGCAUAUGAUUUGGCUGCAAUCAAGUAUUGGGGACCGACAACUUUCACAAAUUUCCCGGUAUCUGACUAUGAGACUGAGAUUGAGAUAAUGCAGAACAUAACAAAAGAGGAGUACUUGGCCUCACUGAGAAGGAGAAGCAGUGGUUUCUCAAGAGGAGUAUCCAAGUACAGAGGAGUUGCAAGGCACCAUCACAAUGGUAGAUGGGAAGCGCGGAUUGGGAGGGUGUUUGGAAACAAAUAUCUCUACCUUGGCACGUACAGCACUCAAGAAGAGGCUGCUAGAGCUUAUGAUAUUGCAGCAAUUGAGUACAGGGGGGUGAAUGCAGUAACAAACUUUGACCUAAGCACAUAUAUCAGAUGGCUAAGACCAGGUGACAAUUCACUUGGCUUUCAGGAUCCAAAGCAAAACAUGGAGUCUCAGCUUCAUACCUCUACUAACCGCAUUCCAAGCGAGGAACCUGAAUAUCCCUUGUAUUCUAGUUCUUACACCAUGGCAGACUUUGCUAUUCCUCCGAAACAAGAAGUUGUUGAAAGGACGAUGCCCCUUACUCCCUGUCCAUGCCCAUGCCCCAAGUCAUCAUCUUCUCCAACUGCACUUGGCCUUCUCCUUAGAUCUUCUAUGUUCAGAGAACUGGUUGAGAAGAACUCAAAUGUCAGUGACGAAGAAACCGAGGAAAAUGACACAAAGAAAAAAUUUCGGCUUGGCACUGAUGAUGAGUUUGGAGGGAUGUUUUAUGCCGGAACUGGCAGUUUACCACCAUAUGUGUGCUCUUCCAAUGGUGAUAAGUUGCCUGGCUUGGAGUCACAGGGGGAGAAUGCGUCUGCAUUGUACAAUCGAACAGCGCAUAAGUCCCUCUGGAAUGAUGCCCUAAACAUGCCUUCUUCCAUGCAUUAA
Molecule: messenger RNA, 942 nt
Organism: Cornus florida
Lineage: Eukaryota; Viridiplantae; Streptophyta; Magnoliopsida; Cornales; Cornaceae
Product: AP2-like ethylene-responsive transcription factor AIL5
Exons: 6
Coding region: 1-942 (313 amino acids)
Biological process (GO): regulation of DNA-templated transcription
Molecular function (GO): DNA binding; DNA-binding transcription factor activity
Source: RefSeq, a predicted model, not a curated record